AUAAUAAGGUAUUCAAAAAGUACUCAAAGAUAUGUGAGUGCUUCCAUGAUUAUGAUUACUUUAAUCAGAACGUAGAGCAAGUUGUGAUUGUUUAUGUCUAAAAAUUUCACAUUAAAAAGACAAUUGUUCUGAGUCCUGUCCACAUUAGAGAGAGAGAGAGAGCAAUGGCGAUGGCUGCACGAGACAUUGAUGAAUUGCCAAAGAACGCAGCAAACCAUACAGCAUUAACGCCAUUAUGGUUUUUGGAAAGAGCAGCUAAGGUUCAUCCAAACAGAAAGUCAGUCAUCCAUGGAUCUCGUCAUUACACAUGGCAUCAGACGUAUCAACGUUGCCGUCGAUUCGCUUCUGCUCUUUCUACCUUUUCCAUCGGACUUGGAAACACUGUAUCUGUUAUUGCGCCUAAUGUUCCAGCUAUUUAUGAAGCUCAUUUUGCAGUUCCAAUGGCAGGGUCAGUGUUAAACACAGUGAAUAUUAGGCUAAAUGCCUCCACAGUAGCUUUUCUUCUAAGUCACUGUAAUGCAUCAGUUCUAAUUGUGGAUCAAGAGUUUUUUUCAUUGGCAGAAGAAGCAUUGAAAAUAUGGUCUAACAAAACAAACACAUUCAAGCCUCCAAUUUUAAUUGUGGUUGGCGAUGAAAAUUGCGACGCUAAAUCACUUAGAUACGCGUUGAGCAAAGGCGCCAUUGAUUACGAGGAUUUUCUUCAAAGAGGAGACCCUGAGUACGGUUGGAAAGCGCCCGAAGAUGAAUGGCAGAGCAUUACUUUGGGGUACACGUCUGGAACCACUUCGAAUCCGAAGGGAGUGGUACUACAUCACCGCGGAGCGUAUCUUAUGUCUCUUAGUGCAGCAAUGGUUUGGGGAAUGAAUCAAGGAGCUGUUUAUCUUUGGACUUUGCCAAUGUUUCAUUGCAAUGGCUGGUGCUAUACUUGGACACUUGCAGCUCUCUUUGGAACUAGCAUAUGUCUCCGCCAGGUAUCUGCGAAGGCCGUAUACGAAGCCAUUAACAAAUACAAAGUGACUCAUUUUUGUGCAGCGCCGGUCGUGCUUAAUUCGAUAAUGAAUGCCCCGGCUGAAGAUACCAUACUUCCUUUACCACAUGUUGUAGAUGUGAAUACAGGUGGUGCACCUCCUCCUCCUUCUCUAUUGUCCGGCAUGUCCAAACUCGGGUUUCGCGUCAUGCACAAUUACGGUCUUUCAGAAACCUUUGGCCCGUCUGUCUACUGCGCGUGGAAUCCAGAGUGGGAUUCGCUUCCAGCGGAAUCCCAAGCCAGACUCCACGCGAGACAAGGUAUUCGCUACAUAGCCUUGGAAAACCUCGAAGUAAUGAACCCGAAAACAAUGCAACCCGUUCCGGCCGAUGGCAAAACCAUCGGCGAGAUCGUGAUGCGUGGUAAUGUCGUGAUGAAAGGCUACUUAAAGAAUCCUAAAGCUAAUGAAGAGGCUUUUGCGAAUGGAUGGUUUCAUACUGGUGAUCUUGCUGUGAAACAUGAAGAUGGAUAUAUAGAAAUUAAAGAUAGGUCAAAAGAUAUUAUUAUUUCGGGUGGUGAAAAUAUAAGUAGUGUGGAGAUAGAGAAUGCUCUAUACGCACAUCCUGCAAUAUUGGAGACUUCAGUGGUUGCUAGGCCAGAUGAGAAAUGGGGUGAGUCUCCAUGUGCAUUUGUGACAUUGAAACCAGGUGUGAGUAGUAGUAAUGAAAAGAGGUUUGUUGAGGAUAUAAUGAAUUUCUGUAAGGCUAAGAUGUCUGCUUAUAUGGUUCCAAAAUCAGUUGUGUUUGGGCCAUUACCUAAGACAGCUACUGGGAAGAUACAGAAGAAUCUGCUGAGGGCUAAGGCUAAGGAGAUGGGGGCUGUCAUGAUGAGCAAGAUGUAAUCAAAGGUUUUAAAAUAACGGUCGCGGUUGCUUUACGAUUUCGGUUCGGUAGCGAUACUGAUUAUAAUCCUCGCGGUGAAAUAAUUAUAAUUUAUUCAUUAUCAUAAAAAUGGUAUCUGACACCUUCAAAUACCUUAUGUCGCGAUCAUUUUUGCAAUACCGUACCGUUUUUAAAAUCUUGGUUGUAAUAAUAGUAGUAACGGGAUUGCUUGAUAAUAAAUAGAAGCUUGUAACUGUUGUUAAAGAUAAUUUUGAUUACAUUAUUGAUAA
Lathyrus oleraceus (garden pea) is the source of this 2138-nucleotide messenger RNA. RefSeq names its product acetate--CoA ligase CCL3. The record is from RefSeq and is a predicted model, not a curated record. Bases 165 to 1868 code for a protein of 567 amino acids. NCBI's taxonomy places the organism in Eukaryota, Viridiplantae, Streptophyta, Magnoliopsida, Fabales, Fabaceae. The transcript is spliced from 3 exons.